AGACGAGCGGGAGCCGGACAAGCUCAGGUUUGACCUGGAUGCCUUCCGCUUCUAUGGAGAUGAGCGUUCCUUGAUUUUCAUCACCUGUCACCUGAAAGUUGCUGCAGUGGAUCAGGGAGAUUCCAGGAACAAAGCUUGUACUUUCCAGAAGCUGCACAACGUCUGGACCCCAUUGGAGGAAUCGAACAGUGACAUUUGUGCCUGUUGCCAUGUGGGGAACUGUGGUAGCACAAGGGAGAUCCUGUUCCUCUCCAGAGGAAGGAGAGACCUUCUACCUGAAGAUGAGAGUGAAGCUGGAUUGAAGUUGGAGGGUGAGGCCUCUCUUGGCCCCCUGCUCAUUCUGGAUCCUGAGCUGACCAACCUGACAACUGAGCCCCUGACUGAGGUUGAGCAAACGAUACAGGAGAGGUCUCCAGGCGUGGAUCAGGGAGAUUCCAGGAACAAAGCUUGUACUUUCCAGACACUGCACAACGUCUGGACCCCAUUGGAGGAAUCGAACAGUGACAUUUGUGCCUGUUGCCAUGUGGGGAACUGUGGUAGCACAAAGGAGAUCCUGUUUCCAUCCAGAGGAAGGAGAGACCUUGGACCUGAAGAGAGUGAAGCUGGAUUGAAGUGGGAGGGUGAGGCCUCUCUUGGCCCCCUGCUCAUUCUGGAUCCUGAGUUGACCAGCCUGGCAACUGAACCCCUGACUGAGGUUGAGCAAACGAUGCAGGAGAGGUCUCCAGGCGGUGUGCAGUCUGAGCUGGUUGUGAUGGUGGCCCUGACAGUGACAGCUGUCUCCCUGAUCUCUGCUUCAUUGAUGGCCUUGUUCCUGUACAGGAAACACAAGCAGACUCAACUAUUGUUGGAAUAGUCCAAUAAAUCAGUGAUUCCUUGUC
Messenger RNA from Rhincodon typus (whale shark), 878 nucleotides. RefSeq lists its product as uncharacterized. The record is from RefSeq and is a predicted model, not a curated record. NCBI's taxonomy places the organism in Eukaryota, Metazoa, Chordata, Chondrichthyes, Orectolobiformes, Rhincodontidae. Gene Ontology annotation, biological process: positive regulation of acrosome reaction; egg coat formation; binding of sperm to zona pellucida. Gene Ontology annotation, cellular component: extracellular matrix. The transcript has 8 exons. Gene Ontology annotation, molecular function: acrosin binding. The annotation marks the transcript as partial.